This is a messenger RNA of Sinocyclocheilus rhinocerous, 2027 nucleotides long. Its product is annotated as disintegrin and metalloproteinase domain-containing protein 23-like. Gene Ontology annotation, biological process: proteolysis. Lineage: Eukaryota; Metazoa; Chordata; Actinopteri; Cypriniformes; Cyprinidae. The coding region runs from base 150 to 2027 and encodes 625 amino acids. Gene Ontology annotation, cellular component: presynaptic membrane. Gene Ontology annotation, molecular function: metalloendopeptidase activity. The transcript is spliced from 24 exons. The record is from RefSeq and is a predicted model, not a curated record.
CUCAGGCUUAAUUUCAACUUCAGGCCUUUGGAUCACAAUUCAUUCUGGACCUCACAUUAAACAAUGACCUGCUGUCCUCAGACUAUGUGGAGAUACACUAUGAGAAUGGGAAGCCGUCCUUUGGAAGGGUGGAGAGCACUGUUACUACCAUGGCCAGAUCAGAGGGAAUGACAACUCUCAUGCCUCUCUGUCCACCUGUAAUGGUUUACAUGGCAUGUUUGAUCCAUGUGUACACAAUUGAGCCACUUAAACAGAAUCACUCUAUUGAGGGAACAGCGAGACCACAUGUGUUACGCAGGAUGACUAUCCUGCAGCAAACUACAUCUGCAGGAGAGGAAGGCAUGGAGGAGGAUUUGUCUUGGCUUCGACGGAGGAAAAAGCGAGCUAUGCCGAGGAAUGUGUUUGAGGAGAUGAAGUACAUAGAACUGAUGGUCGUCACUGACCACAGCAUGUUUAGGAGAAUGAAGUCCAAGCAGCACACACGCCACUAUGCCAAAUCUGUGGUCAACCUGGUGGAUGCUAUUUUUAAAGAACACCUGAACAUGCGUGUGGCGCUGGUCGCUCUAGAGGUCUGGACGGACAAGGAUCACAUUCCCGUUAAUGUGAUUCCAUUCGAAAUGCUGCAAAACUUUUCCAAAUACCGACAGCAGCACAUCAGGCAGCACGCAGAUGCAGUGCAUCUGUUCUCUAACGUGACGUUUCACUAUGCUCGAAGCAGCAUAGCGUAUUUUGGAGGGAUGUGUUCUGUCAGUCAUGGGGUUGGUAUCAUUGAGUAUGGCUCUACGUGGACUAUGGCACCACUGCUGGCCCAGAGUUUGGCUCAGAAUCUUGGUAUUCAAUGGGAUUCAGCAUCAAAGAGAAAGGAUUGUGGGUGCAUUAACUCCUGGCUGGGCUGUAUCAUGGAGGACACUGGGGUCCAGCACCCGCGGACUUUCUCUAAGUGCGGUAUCACCGAUUUUAAAGAGGUCCUGUUGAAGGGAGGAGGGUCCUGCCUCUUUAACAAACCCAGCAAGCUGUUUGGAAAUGUCUUCACCAAGAUUGUGAUGCCUGUUUUUGCAUAUGUGGAAGUGGGAGAAGAGUGUGACUGUGGACCAAGAGAAGAGUGCAUUAAAGAGUGCUGUAAAAAGUGUUCUCUGUCUAACGGUGCUCACUGCAGCGACGGACCCUGCUGCAAUAACACAUGUCUGUUCUAUCCUCGGGGUUACUCGUGCCGCUAUGCAGUAAACGAUUGUGAUAUUUCAGAGACGUGCUCAGGAGACUCAGGGCUGUGCCCUCCCAACCUACACAAGCAGGACGGUCACUUCUGCUCUCUCAACCAGGGUCGCUGCUAUACUGGGGAGUGCAAGACGAGAGACAGUCAGUGUAAAUAUGUGUGGGGUCCAAAGGCUGCGAGUUCGGAGAAGUUCUGUUAUGAGAAGCGGAACACAGAGGGCUCAGAGAAGGGAAACUGCGGUCAAGACAGAGACAAAUGGAUCCAGUGCAGUAAGCAUGAUAUAUUUUGCGGAUAUCUGUUGUGCACUAACACUGACCAAAUCCCACGGAUUGGAACUAUAAAAGGAGAAGUCACUUCUACUCAUUUUAACCAUCAGGGCAGACUGAUUGACUGCAGCGGUGGCCACGUCUUGCUGGAUGAUCAGACUGAUCUCGGGUAUGUCGAGGAUGGAACUCCAUGCAGCCCAUCUAUGAUGUGUCUGGACAGGAAGUGUCUCCCUCUUCAGUCUCUGAACAUGAGCUCCUGUCCCACCGGACUCAACGAACACGUCUGUUCCAGUCACGGGGUGUGCAAUAAUGAGGCGACGUGUACAUGUGACACAACGUGGGCGGGGACAGACUGCAGUAUGCCUGACCCUCCAAAAGUACUGCCCCCUGCUGAAGAUGAAGGACCCAAGGGUCCUAGUGCCACCAAUCUCAUCAUAGGGUCGAUUGCAGGGGCCAUCCUGGUGGCAGCUAUAGUCCUGGGGGGGACAGGCUGGGGGUUUAAAAACGUCAAACGGCGAGGAUAUGAUCCAAAUGCAUCUGCCAUCUAG